Messenger RNA from Spea bombifrons (plains spadefoot toad), 1917 nucleotides. RefSeq names its product APAF1 interacting protein (gene APIP). The transcript is spliced from 7 exons. The record is from RefSeq and is a predicted model, not a curated record. Bases 292 to 1011 code for a protein of 239 amino acids. Gene Ontology annotation, molecular function: methylthioribulose 1-phosphate dehydratase activity; metal ion binding. Gene Ontology annotation, cellular component: cytoplasm. Lineage: Eukaryota; Metazoa; Chordata; Amphibia; Anura; Pelobatidae.
GUGGGCAUUGAGUGUUUAUGUCAGUGUCUGACUCCUCCCUUCCCCAGCACUGACAGAAAAUACACCUCAGUGAAGCACAUUCUAACAAUUAGAUUAACAAUAUGCUAUAACACAACCCCCAACACAACAGACGCACAACAUAAUGUGUUACACUGUAAUGUAAUAACAUACAUUGUACUGCCCGACUUGCACAAACACUGAAACUAAGUAAGGUACAGCAGAUAGAGACACAAAAAGGCCCAGUUUAGCACAAAAAAGACACACAAAUAACAACAGCUGCUGCCUGCCAAUAUGUAUUACUGCAACGGAGAGAACUGCAACCAGACCGACAACGCCAAGGAUAAAGGACAUCCAAGGAACUUGAUACCUGAACUUUGCAGACAGUUUUACAGCUUGGGCUGGGUUACUGGAACUGGAGGGGGCAUCAGCCUGAAGUAUGGAGACGAGAUUUACAUUGCACCAUCUGGAGUCCAAAAGGAGAGAAUUCAGCCAGACGACCUGUUUGUUUGCGACAUUGAUGAAAGAGACAUUAGCUGCCCUCCGCCAUACAGAAACUUGAAGAAGAGCCAGUGCACACCGCUUUUUAUGAAUGCUUACACCAUGAGAGAGGCCGGCGCUGUCAUCCACACUCACUCUAAGGCUGCCGUUAUGGCCACAUUGCUCUUCCCAGGGAAGGAAUUCCGGAUCACGCAUCAAGAAAUGAUCAAAGGGAUAAAGAAGUGUACCUCUGGCGGCUAUUACAGGUAUGACGACCUUCUAGUGGUCCCCAUCGUCGAGAACACUCCGGAGGAGAAGGACCUCAAGGAUCGCAUGGCGAGAGCAAUGAUGGAGUAUCCCGACUCUUGUGCGGUUCUUGUGCGUCGCCACGGCGUGUACGUCUGGGGAGACUCCUGGGAGAAAGCAAAAACCAUGUGCGAGUGCUAUGAUUACCUUUUUGAGAUCGCGGUGCAAAUGAAGCAACACGGCCUGGACCCUUCUGCUCUUCCUACCGAGGAAAAGGGAAUAGUUUAAAUCCCACCCCACACCAUCGAUACGUCAAUCAUAGAUCCACAAGUAACAGCACCGGAGCUCCGCAGAGGCAAAGAUCCCAUACCCUGCUAAGUGCUUAUUACGUUUUUUGUCAUUCUCCCGUCCCCGUCAUCUUUCGCUGUAUCCUCUCUGUACCGAUAAUCUAAAAAUGAGUGAAAAACUGUGAAACCUGUUCCAAUAAGAGGGGUCACUGCUUCGCAGACAGCUCAAAUUUGGUUAAACCUGGCCAUUUUUAAGGCCUUUAUUUAUAAAGGUGCAACAAAUCAAGGAGGCCACUGUUCAAAAACUGUGAAGCUUCAUACUGUUAGCAAGGCACAGGGGCGAACUUCCACCCCUCUGCCCCAACACGGUGACCUACCGUAGGCUUAGGGAUACUUGUAGCGUUUAAAUUAAAUCCAUAGCUAUGCACUUUGCUUCAUUCCAUUUGCCUCGUGAAGUACAAAACAUUUUAAUGAUCUAUCCAGGAAGCCAAAUUUUAGAGAAGGGGGGGCUUGUUGUGAAUAGAGUUACAUUUUACUGUCAUACCAGAUUCCGCCAAAUCUAUCAAAUCUGAUUAUAAAAAUAAAGCACAAUAAAGCAGGCGAUGAUAAUUGACCCUCCCUUCCUUUGGGUUAGUCCUGGUAGGCUAGACUUUUACUGAUGUACUAUGUUUUUAAACGUGUGUGACGAGUGGAGUUAUCGCAAUGUGUUAUGAACGUUGUACGACGUUGUUUAAAUCUCACAUGAUGCAAAAAUAGUAAAAAAAAGAAGAAAAAAAAAAUAACCUCAGCUUUCUUUUUCAAGGUGCUUCGGAAUCAAACCGUUACCCACUAUAGUGUUUGGUAAAUGAACGAUUAAUGUUAUUUUCUGAUGCGUACCUCCUGCGGAAGGAGUGCUGGGUUACCAAAA